UUAAACCCUGGGCCCUGGAAAAGCCAUGAAUUUUGAAUUUGAGAGGGAGAUCGGGUUUAUAAAUAGCCAGCCUUCGCUCGCAGAGUGCCUGACGUCUCUUCCCGCUGUCCUGGAGACAUUUCAAACUUCAUCAAUCAAGGACUCGACAUUAAUUCCUCCUCCUUUUGAGCAAACCGUCCUCAGCCUGAAUCCUUGUUCCAGCAGCCAGGCAAGACCGAGGAGCCAAAAAAGAGCAUCCCAUGGCCUGCUCCAGCUCCAGCCCCGGCCUCCGGCACAGCCCGGCCCCUUGGCCGCCGAAUUCCCCUGGAUGAAGGAGAAGAAAUCGUCCAAGAAAGCUACCCAGGCUCCAUCCUCUUCUUCCUCCUCUUCCCCCCCAUCAUCUGCCUCGGUGCCGGUCCCUGCCGCAGGAUCUCCUGCAGACAUCCAGGGGCUGGCGGACACCGGCGGCUCCAGGAGGCUCCGGACCGCGUACACCAACACGCAGCUGCUGGAGCUGGAGAAGGAAUUUCACUUCAACAAAUACCUCUGCAGGCCCCGGCGGGUGGAGAUCGCGGCUCUGCUCGACCUCACCGAGCGGCAAGUCAAGGUCUGGUUCCAGAACCGCCGGAUGAAGCACAAGAGGCAAACCCAGUACAAAGAGCCCCCCGACGGGGACCUCGCCUACCCCAACCUGGACGAGGGCAGCGACCCCGCGGAGGAGGCUGAGGAGGGCUCCGCUUUCGGGCCGGCUCCGGAGCCCGCCGGGCCCUACCCGAGCGAGGAGCCGGGGAGCGGGGAGCCCGGGAGCCCGCGGCUGGCGGCGGCCGGGCCGGGGCGGGCGGCCGCGGGGGAGCCCGGCACCGCCGGCGGCCCCUCGGACCGAGCCUACCCCGAGAGCCGGGACUCGCCUUUGUUGCCGGAGCUGGGCAUCUUCUCGGCAGAGUCCUGCCUGCAGCUCUCGGAGGGGCUUUCCCCCGGUCUCCAGGGCUCCCUGGAGAGCCCCGUCCCCUUCUCCGAGGAAGACCUGGACUUUUUUACCAGCGCACUUUGUACUAUAGAUUUGCAACAUUUACAUUUCCAAUAG
This is a messenger RNA of Gavia stellata (red-throated loon), 1063 nucleotides long. It is a transcript of the gene HOXB2, whose product is annotated as homeobox B2. Gene Ontology annotation, biological process: regulation of DNA-templated transcription. The record is from RefSeq and is a predicted model, not a curated record. Gene Ontology annotation, molecular function: DNA binding; DNA-binding transcription factor activity, RNA polymerase II-specific. Bases 26 to 1063 code for a protein of 345 amino acids. The transcript is spliced from 2 exons. NCBI's taxonomy places the organism in Eukaryota, Metazoa, Chordata, Aves, Gaviiformes, Gaviidae.